AUGGCCGGAUUGCGAACUGUAUUACUCGGAUUAAUCAUCUUUUACUCAACGUAUUUAUACAACUACAAAUGCUCGAAAUUGACACCAAUCCAAGAAGUUGAAAACGUGGUGUUUUCACAUCCUUUAAACCAUCAACACCAGACACUCUGUGAGCUUUUACACGGCGGUGUUGACAAAGUUGAGCCAUACUUGGUCAAGACCAAGGGUUUCUUGGAUGAACACGUUCAUUCGCAUCCACUUUUCAUCAAGUUGGGCAUCCAUGAGAAAGCUGAGUGUGCUCAAGCCCAAUUCAAGGCCCACGUUUAUCCGUUCGUUGAGCAAUUGUACGAAUACACUGAGUCGUUUGAAGCCAAUACCUAUGAUCAGUUGAAUGAAUAUUAUCAAAAAGCCCAACAGUUUGUAUCUGGUAAAUUGAAGCAAGAUUGA
Molecule: messenger RNA, 426 nt
Organism: Lodderomyces beijingensis
Lineage: Eukaryota; Fungi; Ascomycota; Pichiomycetes; Serinales; Debaryomycetaceae
Source: the annotation of a GenBank genome assembly